CAGACUUUCAGUGUCAGGUUGCAUCACCAAUGCUAUAAACUCUGAGCAAUAAAUCAAUGAGAUUCUGCUCCAAUCAAUCCUAUGAUAAAUGCGUGUGCCUGCCUACAAAUGGCCUGGUAAACAGCAGGUGCCUCCAGAAUCCUUACAUAAACAGCAAAACAGAGAAGCAAGAGAGAUCAGAUAAGCCUUCUUCAUCCGCUACCUUCUGUAUGCUAAAAAUGCACAGGUUAUGCCUCCAAAAUCUUAAGAAACAUCGAGGCUGGUGAAAGAAAAGGUUUAUUUCCUGCCAUUCUUAACCUUGCUAGCAAUGCUCAUAUCAGCACCAAUGCUACUUGUGGUGAAAAGGGCCCUGAGAUGUUCUGUAAACUUGUGGAGCAUGUUCCUGGCCGACCUCUUCGCAAUGCACAGUGUCGAAUAUGUGACUCCAAUAGUUCAAAUCCCAAAGAACGACAUCCUAUCUCAAAUGCUAUAGAUGGUACUAACAACUGGUGGCAAAGUCCUAGUAUUCAGAAUGGAAGAGAAUAUCACUGGGUAACCAUCACUCUGGAUUUAAGACAGGUUUUUCAAGUUGCGUAUGUCAUCAUCAAAGCUGCAAAUUCUCCACGACCUGGAAACUGGAUUUUGGAACGUUCUGUAGAUGGCAUUGAAUUCAAGCCCUGGCAGUACUACGCAAUUAGUGACACAGAGUGCUUAACUAGAUAUAAUAUAACACCAAGGCUUGGGCCUCCUACAUAUAAGAGAGAUGAUGAAAUGAUCUGCACUUCCUAUUAUUCUAGGCUUGUGCCGCUUGAACAUGGAGAAAUUCACACAUCAUUGAUUAAUGGAAGACCUAGUGCCGAUGACCCUUCAGAGAAACUAUUGGAAUUUACAUCUGCACGAUAUAUCCGUCUUCAGCUGCAACGUAUAAGGACUCUUAAUGCUGAUCUCAUGACCCUUAGCCACCAUGAUCCUAAAGAUGUUGACCCUAUUGUUACAAGAAGGUAUUACUAUUCAUUAAAAGACAUCUCAAUUGGAGGGAUGUGUAUUUGCUAUGGCCAUGCUCGAAGUUGUCCUUUGGAUCCUGAAACAAAGAAACUACAAUGCCAAUGUGAACACAAUACUUGUGGUGAGAGCUGUAAUCAAUGUUGCCCUGGCUAUCAUCAGGCACCAUGGAGACCAGGGACCAUUUCUGCUGGCAACAAAUGUGAGAGAUGUAACUGUCACAACAAAGCAGAGGAUUGUUAUUAUGAUCAGAGUGUGGCAGAUCAAAACAGAAGUAUAAACAUUUAUGGCGAAUUCAAAGGAGGUGGAGUGUGUGUAAACUGUACCCAACACACCACUGGUAUAAACUGUGAGAUCUGUACUGAUGGAUACUAUAGGCCACAUAAAGUGUCUCCCUAUGACAACAAUCCUUGCCUUCCUUGUGAAUGUGAUUUGUUUGGAUCUUUUGGUUCUGACUGUGUUAAGGAUGAUGAGCAUGCCAAGAAACAGCAUGGUGUUCAACCUGGGCAGUGUCACUGCAAGGAAGGUUAUACAGGAGCAAAAUGUGAUCGUUGUGCCUUUGGUUACAAAGGUUAUCCAAACUGCCUGCAUUGUAACUGUAGCCUGGUGGGUAGCAUUAAUGAUGACCCAUGCGUCGAACCUUGCCUUUGUAAAGAAAAUGUAGAAGGAGAAAACUGUGAUCGCUGCAAACCAGGCUAUUAUAAUCUCCAAGAAAGAAAUCCACAGGGUUGUACUGAAUGUUUCUGUUUUGGCGUUUCUGAUGUCUGUGAAAGCCUCCCAUGGCCCAUUAGCCAGAUAUCCUCUAUGGCUGGCUGGAUGGUGACUGCGCCAUAUACCUCAAAAACUGUAGAACCUCAACCUGUUCAGUUGGAUGGACCUCAUCAAAUAAGUAUUCACAACAUUGCAGUUGCAAAAAUAUUGAAGCCUCCUUACUACUGGUCUGCACCUAAACCAUACCUUGGAAAUAAACUCACUUCCUUUGGUGGUUAUCUGAAAUAUACAGUGUCCUAUGACAUUCCCAUGGAUAGUACAGAUAGUGAUUUGGUUUCUAAUGUGGAUGUUAUAAUUCAGGGUAAUGGACAAAUAUUGGGUACCCGAGCUGAAGGAUUGUCUUUACAGCCAUAUGAAGAGUAUUCCAGUUCUGUAAGACUGGUGUCUGAAAACUUUGUUGAUUUUAAUACUAAGAAGUCAAUAGACCGAGACAUGCUGAUGACAGUUUUAGCAAAUGUUACUCAUAUUCUACUUCGGGCCAGUUACAACAUUGCAAAAAAGGCUGUAUACAGGUUGAAUUCUGUCACUUUGGAUACAGUGAAUGCUAAUCUUGUAGAUCCGUUGACAGCUGCAGAUGUGGAAUACUGUGAAUGUCCUCAAGGUUACUCUGGGAUUUCUUGUGAGUCUUGCCUUCCUGGAUACUACAGAGUGGAUGGAAUACUCUUUGGAGGGAUUUGCCUGCCGUGUGAUUGCAAUGGUCAUGCAACAGAAUGUGAUAUUCAUGGUGUUUGUCUUGCUUGUGAACACAACACUUCGGGGCGUUCUUGUGAUCAGUGCCUGCCAGGGUUCUAUGGAACACCCACCAAAGGCACAGCAGAGGAUUGUCAGCUAUGCGCCUGUCCACUGAGAACCCCUUCAAACAAUUUCAGUCCUACUUGUCACUUGGACAGUAUUGGUGACGUUAUCUGUGAUCGAUGCCCUCCUGGAUAUGCAGGACCCAAAUGCGAAAGAUGUGCAAAUGGGUUCUAUGGUGAUCCUUUGGUCCCAGGACAAUCAUGUGUACCUUGUGACUGCAAUGGUAAUAUAGAUCCAAUGGAAGAUGGUUAUUGCCACUCUCACACAGGCGAGUGCCUGAAGUGCACUGGGAAUACAGUAGGACGUCAUUGUGAAAGGUGCGCUAAUGGGUAUUAUGGGGAUGCAGUGAUCAACAAAGAUUGCCGUGCUUGUGAGUGCAACAUGGAUAGCUCUGUUUCCAGCAUCUGCCAUCAUGAGACUGGUCUGUGCCAAUGCAAAAUGAAUGUGGUGGGACAAAGAUGUGAUAAGUGUUUGUUUGGAUAUUAUGGCAUAAGUACAGGACUUGGCUGCCUUCCCUGCAACUGCAGUAAAGCUGGCUCCGUUGCCGAGGACUGUAAUGAUGAAGGACGGUGUCGCUGUGUGCCAGGAGUGGCUGGGGAGAAGUGUGAUCGCUGCGCUCACGGUUUUUAUGCAUUCCAGGAUGGUGGUUGCACACCUUGCGAUUGUGCCCAUACUCUUGAUGCUUGCGAUGAAGAUUCUGGGGAAUGCAUUUGUCCUCCUCACACUGAAGGGGAAAAGUGUGAAUUCUGUGCAAAAAACUUCUGGGGUCUUGAUCCAGAGAAAGGAUGCAAGGCUUGCAAUUGCAGUGAUUUAGGUUCAGUCAGUCUCCAGUGCGACCAGGUGACAGCUCGGUGUCAGUGUAAGCAUGGAUAUGGAGGUGACAACUGUGACGUGUGUGCCUUGGGCUAUAGAGACUAUCCGGAUUGUGUUCCUUGUGAUUGUGACAUACGUGGAAGUAAAGCAGAUACAUGUGACCAGAACCAAGGAAUCUGCAGUUGUGAAGAGGAAACUGGCAUAUGUGCCUGCAAGGAAAAUGUGUUUGGAUUGCACUGCAGUGAAUGUAAAACUGGGACUUUUGCACUUCAUGCCAUUAAUCCUUUGGGAUGCAUUCCAUGUUUCUGUUCUGGGAAGUCAGAGUUUUGUACAGAAGUAGAAGACCACGUGAGAGUUCUGGUAACCCUGACUCCAGAGGAGGGUGUUAUGUAUGUGGUUUCUCAGAGUAAUCUCACUGGAACUAGUGAAGGUGUAUUUACCCAGUAUUCAGAUAUCUUAAUGGAUGCUGCAACAGUCCGACAACACUUGAAUACAGAACCACUUUACUGGAAACUGCCCCAUCAGUUCCAGGGAGACCAGCUUAUGGCCUAUGGUGGAAAAUUGACGUAUUCGGCUGCUUUUUAUGCUGUGGAUGGCAUUGGAACCUCAAACCUUGAGCCACAAAUCCUGAUGAAGGGAGGUCAGACUAGUAAAUAUGUCAUCUAUGUGGACACCCCAGCACCACAAAAUGGAGUAAGACAAGAUGAAGAAAUAGUAAUGAUGGAGAGUGCCUGGAAAUAUUUCAACUCCGUUUCUGAUGAAUCUGUCUCACAUUCUGACUUUAUGUCAGUGCUGAGCAACGUUGAAUACAUCCUUAUAAAAGCAUCAUAUGGACAAGGUUUACAACAAAGCAGAAUCUCGAAUAUCUCCAUGGAAAUUGCUGUGAGAGCCGAUGAUGCACCCUUUAUUAGUGACACAGCUCAUCACAUUGAGAAAUGCCUCUGUCCUACAGGUUAUGCAGGACUCUCAUGUCAGGGCUGUGCACCAGGAUAUUACAGGGAGAAGCAUGCAAGUGCAGAUUCAAAAUCCUCCUCCUGUGUGCCAUGCCAGUGCAACAACCACACUGAUUUUUGUGAUCCAGAAACAGGAAAGUGUUUGGACUGCCAAGAUAAUACAGUAGGUGACCACUGUAGUCUUUGUGCUCCAGGCUUUUAUGGUAAAGUGAUUGGAUCUGUCAAUGAUUGUUCUCUGUGUGCGUGUCCAAGAACAAGCCCUGGGAGUUUUAGUUCCACAUGCGUUUUGCAAGGUGUUAAUGAUUUCCACUGCAAUGCUUGUAUCACUGGAUAUGAAGGGCAAUAUUGUGAAAGGUGUUCCCCAACUUACUUCGGAGACCCUAAGGCACCAGGUGGCAGCUGUCAGCAGUGUCAGUGCAAUCCAAAUGGUUCUGUUCACAAUACCUGUGACCAUAUCUCUGGACAAUGUGUCUGUAAACAAGGUGUAACAGGAUGGCUAUGUGAUGAAUGUGAACCAAGACACAUUCUUGUGGACAAUGAAUGUAUUUCUUGUGAUGAUGAUUGCACUGGAUCGUUGUUAAAUGAUCUGGAUAAUCUUGAAGAAGCUGUAUUUUUUGUAAAUCUCACUGGGGCUGUCUUUGCACCAUAUGGAAUAUUGACAGACUUAGAAAAUGCAACAAAACAAUUCAAGGGGUCCUUCUGGGCUAAAGAAGAACCAAAUUACUCACUAGAAAUUGUGCGUGACCAUCUUGUUACCCUAUCAGGUGACGUAGACCAGCUGCAGAAAGAGUCAACAAGAAUAUUGGGAAGAGGAAGACAUCUCAACAAUGAUACAGAAAAGAUCUUAAAGGAGACACAAGAUCUGGCUUUAUUUAUCAACACAUUACAGGAAACUGUUACAGUGCUGGUAGAAAUGGCAGCAUCUCUCAACCAAACCCUAGGAGCCGAUUUCCCAUUGUACAACAAAACAUUACAAGAAUUGCAAGAUGAGAUUCUCAUUACGUUGGACUUAAUGCGCGGAAGACGUUUUAAGCAUCUACACCAAAGCAGCACUCUUGAACUGAAAGCUGCAGAAAGAAUUUUAGCUCAAAUCAAAAAAGAAUAUUGGAAACCACAACAAGAACUUAAAAACCUUCAAAAAAUGGUGAAACGUACCUUAUUGAACCAAAGCGCUGGUCUUCAAGAAGCCAAGGAUGUUGUGAAUGAAGCUAGCACUAACAUCAAUGAGACCAAUCGCCUUCUUUUUCUUAUCAAUAGUAAUCUCAAGAAAUUCAAUAAUACAAAGAGGAAUGUUGAUGAAGAUCAGGAAGUCUCUGUGAUGCUGACCAGAGAAGGCAAAGUGAAAGUGGAUGCUGCCUCUUUCCUUGCAAAAGAUGUAAUGAACUUCACAUCUAGCCUAGAAAUCCAUCGGGAUGGACUAAUCCUAUGGAAUGGCAAACUGAGGCAGCAUGUGGAUGACCUGGUCAUGCAGAUGUCCACUCGAGGAGCUCUUGAUCUCGUUUACAAAACAGAAAAUCAUGCUGCUAGCUUACAGAAAAUUGUUCGUGAAUUGGAGAAUGGUCUCUUGAAUGUUAGAAAUGUGUCUCUGAAUGCAACAAAUGCAGUCCAUGCUUACUCCACCAUUAAAGGUCUAGUAGAAAAUGCUGAGACCGUGUUAGGUGAUGCCCGUAGGAUUGUAACUGAACCAGAACAUAUGCCAAAAGAAUCAUUUAAUUCAACUGGGAAACAUGUUCUCCAGGCUAGCUCCAAGUUAUUAACUGAAACCAAAAGUUUACACAAGAAGUAUGAAGGACUUGUGUCUGGCUUGCGUGAUAUGAACUUAAAAAUUGGAAAGUUUAAAGAGCAAGCUAGUAGGAUUGCUAAACAAUUCAAUGAUUCAUUGCUACAGCUGAAUGCAUUGUCAAAUGAUACCAAUGAAAAUAUUCUUGCUGUAAAAUCUUUGGCCGCAUCGGCGAAUGUGACUGCUGUAAAGAGACUGAGCCAUGCUGGGGGUUUUAGUGAAAAGUUACUGAACACUUCAUCCGCAUUGUCUGAGGUUAAUGAGACGUUACAUAAAACCAAUGAACUUAUAAUCGACUCAUCAAAAGCUGCAGCGUCAGCUGAAAGAAAAGUGAAUGAAGUUGAAAUCCAGGCUGGUCUUUUAUUUGGUAGACUGAAACCUCUGAAAGUGCUGGAAGAGAACCUGAGCAGAAAUAUCUCUGAAAUAAAAGAACUCAUCAGCCAGGCCCGCAAACAGGCAGCCUCUAUUAAAGUUGCAGUCUCUGCGGAAAGAGAUUGUAUCCGUGCUUAUCAGCCUCAGAUAUUAUCUACUAAUUACAAUACAUUAACACUGAAUGUUAAAACAACGGAACCUGAUAACCUCCUAUUCUACUUGGGUAGCAGUGGCAAAAUUGAUUUCAUGGCUGUGGAGAUGCGACGUGGCAAAGUAGCUUUCUUGUGGGACAUGGGUUCUGGAUCUACAAGACUAGAAUAUCCUGACUUUGCCAUAAAUAACAACAAAUGGUACAAAAUACAUGCUACAAGGUUUGGAAAAACUGGCACCUUAACUGUAGAGGAAACAAAUUCUCUCCAGAAGCCUUCUGUGAGAAGUGCCACCUCUCCUGGAACAGCUACCAUACUGGAUGUAGACCAGUCAACCCUAAUGUUUAUUGGUGGACUUGGAGGACAAGUCAAGAAAUCACCUGCUGUUAAAGUGACACAUUUUAAGGGAUGCAUGGGAGAGGCAGCUUUAAACGGCAAAACUGUUGGGCUCUGGAAUUACAUGGAAAGAGAAGGCAAAUGCCGUGGAUGCUUUGGAAGUCCACAAGAUGAAGAUAUUGCAUUCCAUUUUGAUGGCAGCGGAUAUUCAUUGGUUGAGAAGUCGCUUCGUUCCACUGUGACUCAAAUAAUUCUAUUUUUCAGCACCUUUUCACCCAAUGGGCUCUUAGUAUAUCUGGCUUCUAAUGGCACAAAGGAUUUCUUGUCUCUGGAGCUUGUUGAUGGGAAAGUGAAACUAAUGGUUGAUCUUGGUUCAGGUCCUCUUACACUUAAAACAGACAGUCGCUACAAUAAUGGGACGUGGUAUAAAAUCUCAUUCAGUCGAAACAAAAAAGAAGGGAUUUUGGCAGUCAUGGAUGCUUAUAAUCUCAGUUCUAAAGAAACCAAGCAAGGAGAAUCUCCUGGCACAGCCUCUGACCUGAACCGUUCUGAUAGAGAUCCUAUUUACAUUGGGGGGCUGCCACGUUCAAGGGCACUGAGAAAAGGACUUAGUAGCAGAACAUAUGUCGGAUGUAUUAAGAACUUGGAAAUAUCUCGUUCUACCUUUGACUUGCUCAAAAACUCAUAUGGUGUAAGGAAAGGCUGUGUUCUGGAGCCCAUAUAUAGUGCCAGUAUCUUAAAUAGUGGUUACAUUGAGUUGUCACCUAAGCCUCUUUCACCAGAGUCACAACUUAUGGCCACCUUUGUUACUAAAAACACCAGCGGCAUCAUCCUUGUGGGGCUGAGCAAAGGGGCAGAAAAGCGAAGGCGAAGGCAAGCCCACCUGCCGUUUUUCUCCAUUGUGCUGGUCAAUGGUCAUUUGGCAGUGCAUGUUAAUGCUGGCGACAGAGCAAGUACCAGAAAGGUCUUGGUUCAACCUGAUAAUGGAACUUAUAGUGAUGGGCAAGAACAUUCUGUCAUUCUGACUCGGAAUAAGAGGAUGAUAAUGGUCCAAGUGGAUGAGAAUAGCCCUGCAGAAAUCAGACUUGGCCCACUGGCAGAAGCUAGACCAAUGAAUAUAUCUCACCUUUUUAUUGGUGGAAUUCCUGCAGGAGAAGGCAUUUUAGGGCUAAAGAUGACCAACUCUUUCUAUGGCUGUAUAACUAAUCUGAUAUUUAAUAUGGAGCUCCUAGAUUUCACAACUGCUUUGAGGUAUGAAGGUGUUGAUAUGGGCAGUUGUUUCCUUUGGGAUAAGCCAAAACCUGCCAUCCAUCCAGAAGACCUUGAGAUCCUUUCUGAAAUGCAGAUGCUACCAGUUUCUCUACAACCUCUUGCUCAAUUUAAAGAAAAACCAUGUGCAGAGGAUGAAACACUAAAUUAUGUCUCCGGGGCUUAUCAGUUUGGACUUUCCGGAAACAGUCACUUAGUGCUACUUUUCAAUCACUCUACAGUUAGAAAAAAGCUGUCUGUGCAGUUGAACCUCAGGACCUUUGCUUCCAGUGGUCUCUUAUACUACAUGGCUCACCAAAAGCAGCUUGAUUAUGCAGCCCUUCAGCUACAUGGAGGGAAGCUUUAUUUUUCAUUUGAUCUGGGAAAAGGACGGGCAGUAGCUUUUCAUGACACGAUCGUCAAUGAUGGGAAAUGGCAUACGGUGAGGACGGAGUAUAUGAAAAAGAAAGGUCUAAUAAUUGUUGAUGGGCAUGAAUCUGUGGCUGUGAAUGUUCCAGGAGAUGGAAACACACUGGAUGUAGAUGGGAAGCUGUACUUAGGAGGUCUACCCUUCGAUUACUCAGCCAGGAAUAUUGGAAAUAUUACUCACAGCAUCCCUGCUUGCAUUGGUGGAAUAACGGUUAAUAAUAAGCAAGUGGACAAAGAUAGCCCACUUUCCAUUUUUUCUGUGAACAAAUGCUACACUGCAGCCCAGGAAGGAACAUUUUUUGAUGGAAGUGGUUUUCUUGCUCUUGUUAAGGAAGGUUACAAAGUACGAUCUGAUGUUAAUAUCACAUUUGAGUUCCGCACUACCAUUGCAAAUGGAGUUCUUCUUGGAAUCAGUAGUGCAAAAGUAGAUGCUAUUGGUCUGGAACUUGUAACCGGCAAGGUUUUAUUCAGCGUCAACAAUGGAGCUGGCAGAAUAACAGCUACCUAUGAACCAAAAGGCACAGCCAGCCUGUGUGAUGGAAGGUGGCACAAACUUCAAGCAAACAAAAGCAAACAUCACAUUGCUCUGACAGUUGAUGGGAACUUGGUUCAGACAGAGAAUCCACAUACGCACUCAACCUCUGCAGAUACGAACAACCCCAUUUAUGUUGGAGGCUAUCCUGCUGAUGUAAAACAAAAUUGCUUGACCAGUAAGAGCUCAUUCCAAGGAUGUUUGAGAAACCUCAUCCUGAUCAAGGGCCAACAGUUGGAAUCUUUUGACUUCAGCGAAGCCUUUGACCUGCGUGGAGUCUUUCCACAUUCCUGCCCUGGGGCUGAGCACUAAAUGGCAGGGGCAAUGGUCCACUUCAAGAGGUUUUGCAUACUGUUAAUGAAAAAGAAAUGUUUUUAACUGUAUAGUGAUCCACUUAUAUUUUCCAGCUCAGGAUGAUGUUUUUAGCCAGAACUUUUAUACCAUUUGUAAUUUUUAAAACCUCUUUGUGCAACAAAUACCUCUACUAAAACAUUAACAACAUUAACUCAGUACUGUUUUUUUUAAUUGUUGGUGAAUUAUUUUUUUAAAAAUCAGUGUUUACAAUGUAUCUUGUGCUGAUUACUUGACAGUAUUUCUUUGGUUUAAGUGGCUCUUUUUAUAAUACAGAUGUAAAAUAGAGCCCUACACAAUAAAAGCAUUCUUCCAUAA
Molecule: messenger RNA, 9828 nt
Organism: Anolis carolinensis (green anole)
Lineage: Eukaryota; Metazoa; Chordata; Lepidosauria; Squamata; Anolidae
Gene: lama1
Product: laminin subunit alpha 1
Exons: 63
Coding region: 355-9471 (3038 amino acids)
Biological process (GO): regulation of cell migration; regulation of cell adhesion; animal organ morphogenesis
Molecular function (GO): signaling receptor binding
Source: RefSeq, a predicted model, not a curated record